This is a messenger RNA of Salvia splendens (bonfire salvia), 1964 nucleotides long. Its product is annotated as pentatricopeptide repeat-containing protein At1g33350-like. Lineage: Eukaryota; Viridiplantae; Streptophyta; Magnoliopsida; Lamiales; Lamiaceae. The record is from RefSeq and is a predicted model, not a curated record. The coding region runs from base 124 to 1734 and encodes 536 amino acids. Gene Ontology annotation, molecular function: protein binding; RNA binding. The transcript has 2 exons. Gene Ontology annotation, biological process: RNA modification.
UCCAAAAUACUGGUAAUUAAAUGUCACAAAUUCGUAUCAUAAUGAAAUAAACCAUCAUUUCUUCAACAACUUCUGUAAAUCCCAACUUAACAAAACAACCUAUGUGAAUACAGCUCAAUUCGAAUGGUUCCUUGUUGCACCUUCAACAGUCAUAUCUGCGCGAUCCUCGACAAAUGCAGCAAUCUCAAUCACCUUAAACAGCUCCACGCCCAUCUCAUCACGCUAGGGCAUGGCCACAUUCACUUCUACGCCUUCAAGCUCAUCCGCUUCUGCACCACUCGCCUCCGCGACCUCACCUAUGCACGCCACCUGUUCGACAAAUUCCGCUCGCCCAAUAUCUACCUCUACACCGCGAUUGUCGACGCCUGCGCCUGCGCGGCCGACCACAGAGCAGCCGCGCUCAUUUACCGCGACAUGGUCCGUGAGAAUCGCUCGAGGCCGAACGAAUUUAUCCUCUCGAUUGUCUUGAAAUCGUGGCCGGAGGUGGCGAGGGGUCACGGGGUGGAAACUGUGCAGGCGCAGAUAGUUAAAUUGGGGUUUUGUGGGUACUCGGUUGUGCAGACGGCAGUGAUGGAUGCUUACGCGAGGUGUGGAGCUGAAAUUGGAGUUGCGAGGAAGGUGUUCGAUGAAAUGCCUGAAAGAAGCGUGGUGUCGUGGACUGCGAUGAUUUCGGGGUAUAUGAGAGCUGGGAGGGUUUGGGAUGCGAUUCUGUUGUUUGAAGAGAUGCCGGAGGGUAUUAGGGAUACACCGUUUUGGAAUUGUGUAAUUGCUGGAUGUGUGCAGAAUGGAUUGUUUUCAGAGGCUAUUGAGUUUUUCACGAGGAUGGUUUUAGGCGGAGCGAAUAGGCCGAAUCAAGGCACGGUCGUGUGCGUUUUGUCGGCAUUGGGGCACAGUGGAAUGCUGCAGUUUGGGAGAUGCAUUCAUGGAUAUGUCUAUAGAAGUGGACUUAGUUUAGAUUUGUUUGUUGUGAGUGGUUUGAUUGACAUGUAUGGGAAAUGUGGAAGUUUUGAUAAAUCAAGAACUGUUUUUGAGAUGUCUGAUCAAACAAAUUUGGCAUCUUGGAACGCUUUAAUAAACUGUUAUGCAUUGCAUGGCCGGAGCAACGAAGCGGUUGCUGCAUUCCAAAUCAUGAUGAGGCAAGGGCGAGAAGAGCUGAAGCCGGAUGCAAUCACAUUCAUUGUCUUGUUGAACGCUUGCACUCACGGAGGGUGGGUUGAGGAAGGAUGCAGCUAUUUUGCUAUGAUGGUUGGGGAUUUCGGAAUUGAGCCUCGGAUUGAGCACUAUGGGUGCUUAGUGGAUCUUCUUGGGCGAGCAGGGUGGUUUCAGGAGGCAUUGGAGGUUGUGAGUGGGAUGAGAGUGCCACCAGAUGAGGUGGUUUGGGGCUCAUUGCUCAACGCUUGCAAGAUCCAUAGGCGUGGAGAUUUGGCCGAGUUUGCUGUGGGGAAGCUUGUGGAGAUGAGUCCUGGCCACAGAGGGUAUAGGGCAAUGUUGGCUAAUUUACACGGCGAGAUGGGGAAAUGGGAUGAGGCGAGGAGGGUUAGGGCGGAUUUAACCGGAUGGGGUGGUUAUAAGGCGGCUGGGUGCAGUUGGAUUGAGGUUGAGGGGAUGAUUCAUGGCUUUUACUCUGUUGAUAGAUCACAUCCUAGAACAGAGGAGAUGUAUGAGGUUUUUAGAUGCUUUAGCGAUGCUUCGAGAGUUGAGCACGCGUCCUGGUGGCCAUGGCAGCUGCGGUAGGGACGGAUGUAGAAAAAACCGGGAUAGGACUCCUAUUGUUGGACGAAGGGGGUAAUAUUUUUUUGUUGAAAAAUUGGAUAUUAGAUUUAUUAAAAUACGUUAUGGAGUUAAUUAAAUUUACCUUUUUUGGAACAAAAAAAGGGAAAGUAAAUUGUUUUGUUGACCGUUUCUUUAGUUAGGACAGACGCUUCACCUUCUCUUCUCUUUAUAGAAAAAUAGUUUUGAGCUUC